Molecule: messenger RNA, 1683 nt
Organism: Meleagris gallopavo (turkey)
Lineage: Eukaryota; Metazoa; Chordata; Aves; Galliformes; Phasianidae
Source: RefSeq, a predicted model, not a curated record
CUUGCAGGUCAGAAAAUUCUUCACCACAGAAGCGAUGUCUUAGAAACCGUAGUCCUGAUCAAUCCCUCGGAUGAAGCAGUUAGUACCGAGGUGCGUUUGAUGAUUACAGAUGCUGCAAGACACAAGCUCCUUGUACUCACUGGACAGUGUUUUGAAAACACAGGAGAGCUCAUCCUUCAGUCAGGAUCCUUCUCCUUCCAGAACUUCAUUGAGAUCUUCACGGAUCAAGAGAUUGGUGAAUUACUGAGCACCACACAUCCUGCCAACAAAGCCAGCUUAACUCUUUUCUGCCCCGAGGAAGGGGACUGGAAAAAUUCCAACCUUGACAGACACAACCUUCAAGACUUCAUUAACAUUAAGCUCAAUUCAUCUUCCAUAUUGCCUGAAAUGGAAGGACUUUCUGAAUUUACAGAAUACCUGUCAGAAUCAGUAGAAGUGCCAUCGCCCUUCGACAUUUUAGAACCUCCAACCUCAGGAGGCUUCUUGAAACUCUCCAAACCCUGCUGUUAUAUUUUCCCAGGUGGAAGAGGGGACUCUGCAUUAUUUGCAGUGAAUGGAUUCAAUAUGCUUAUCAAUGGAGGAUCUGAAAGAAAAUCAUGCUUUUGGAAACUUAUCCGACAUUUGGACAGGGUAGAUUCCAUUCUGCUCACUCAUAUUGGGGAUGAUAACCUGCCGGGAAUCAAUAGCAUGCUUCAGAGAAAGAUAGCUGAAUUAGAAGAGGAACAAUCUCAAGGGUCUACUACCAACAGUGACUGGAUGAAAAAUCUGAUCUCACCUGAUUUAGGAGUUGUAUUCCUUAAUGUACCUGAGAACUUAAAGAACAUGGAUCCAAGCUUCAGAGUUAAAAGAAGUGUGGAAGAAGCUUGUUUCACUCUCCAGUACUUAAAUAAAUUGUCUAUGAAACCAGAACCUCUCUUCAGAAAUGUAGGAAAUACAAUUGACCCAAUCAUUUUAUUUCAGAAGAUGGGAGUUGGCAAACUUGAGAUGUAUGUGCUUAAUCCUGUCAAAAGCAGCAAAGAGAUGCAAUAUUUUAUGCAUCAGUGGAGUGGUACUAGCAAAGACAAAGCUGAAUUUCUGCUACCAAAUGGCCAAGAACUAGACAUUCCAUUAUCCUAUUUCACUUCUGUCUCAUCACUGAUUGUGUGGCAUCCAGCUAAUCCUGCAGAAAAAAUAAUCCGAGUUCUGUUUCCUGGGAACAGCACCCAGUAUAAUAUUCUAGAAGGACUAGAAAAACUGAAAAACUUAGACUUCCUUAAACAGCCAAUGGUUACACAAAAAGACCUGACUGGAAACAUCGCUAGUGUUUCACCUGCUGUGAAACAAGCAAAGCUGAAACAACGAACAGACAGCAAGGAGAGUCUGAAGCCAGCUGCAAAGACACCACCAAGCAAGACUGUCAGAAAAGAAUCUAAAGAAGAAACACUGGAGCCUGCAAAACCUAGUCCAGCACCGGAAAAGCCACAGAAAUUAGAAAGCAAAGAAAAAACUCCAGUUAAGAAAGAGAAACCAGCAAAACCAGAAACCAAAACUAUUGUGGCAGAAAAAGAUGUAACCAGUAAGGAAGAGCAAUUAGGGAAAUCUGAAACUUCUGAAAAACAAGCUACAGAUGUAAAACCAAAAGUAACAAAGGAAAAGUCAGUGAAAAAGGAAGUCAAAGCAAAACCUGAAGAAAAGAAAGAGGAA